Ectocarpus siliculosus is the source of this 1131-nucleotide messenger RNA. The record is from the annotation of a GenBank genome assembly. Lineage: Eukaryota; Phaeophyceae; Ectocarpales; Ectocarpaceae.
AUGGGGCUCACGCUGUUGGUGAUCGAUGCCGUCAUCCUCGUCUUUGCCUCGGCAUAUGCCUUGAUCAGCCUUGGCUAUAUCGCGACCAUGUGGCACUUGCGGAAGAACUUUUUCAUCGUGCUGCGGUCUCCUAUUUUGGCAUGCACGAGCGGGCUGGGCAUCACGGUGCGCUACACAGUUACGAUGUACGGUUUGGUGGUGGGGCGAAACUUGGAAAUCUUAAACCUCGUCGGCUUCCCAGCGCUGUGGAUUGCCGAGAUAGCGCUGGUUCUGACGGCAUUACGGCUAUUCGUCAUGUACUACCCAAGCACAAGAGCCAAGUACGGAAGAGUAACAAGAGAAAAGCCGUGGGCUUGCGGCCUGGCAGCAACCUACCUUUUGGUGGAGACGGUGGUAUGGUUGGCGGGUGCCGCGCAGGGAACCGAGAGGAACAUCAGACCCAUCCAAGAGGUCCUGCAUCACGCCCCAAGAAAUAGCAUUCCCAAAGGUGUCCAGAUGCUGCUGGCGUUAUCGUCGAGGAGGAGGGGGGGGAGCAGUUCACCUAUCGGCGGCGAGGCAGUUACCACGGAUGUUACACAGAACCCGAGCCAACACGGCCGUGAGUCUUACGUCGAUUCGAACCGGCUUGCCGGCAUCAUGAACUACCUCCCGCUCCGGGAGGCGUUCGGAGAGUUCUGCCAGAAAUCGCUCUGCAGCGAGUCCUUUCAGUUUCUCCUGGAUGCUUCGGAGUUCAGAGGCGUGAUCGUCGAAGGCCCCGUCGAAGGCGAUGCCAACGGCAGCGCCGAAGAGGAGAACGAGGCACCAGCACACACGAGCGGUUUGGGGGACGUGGCCGCCAUGGUGAACGAGUACAUCAAGGACGGUGCUCCCUCGGAGAUCAACAUCGGGAGCGACACCAAGCACGCCAUCAUGGAGUUGGCCAAGGUCGAAGCCUUCGCCUCGCUUGAACAGGGAAGACAAGGAGGGAGGCUCGAAGCUUUCGCCUUGCUUGACCAGGAUGCGCGAAAGCUGAUUUUCGUCAAAGCCGAGAGGGAGAUCAGGAGGAUCCUGGAAGACAACCUCAUGGCCAGGUUUCUGGCGUCCGCACAGUACAAACGGGCUGUGGAUGGUGACGGAGAUGGACGUGUGUAA